Molecule: messenger RNA, 2172 nt
Organism: Hyposmocoma kahamanoa
Lineage: Eukaryota; Metazoa; Arthropoda; Insecta; Lepidoptera; Cosmopterigidae
Product: probable G-protein coupled receptor 158
Exons: 9
Coding region: 1-2172 (723 amino acids)
Biological process (GO): G protein-coupled receptor signaling pathway
Cellular component (GO): membrane
Molecular function (GO): G protein-coupled receptor activity
Source: RefSeq, a predicted model, not a curated record
AUGCGUUCACUAAUCUUCAUAUACAUCGUGGCGGUGGUGCGUUGUGAAUAUGAUUUUAAGAGUGAUUUUGUAAGACACGUGCGCCAUACUGGCAGGACCCUCAUAAGGCAUGGGAGGUCCCGAGUGCACCUCACGAGGUUCCACAGGACUCGGGAGCUGAUCGCGCAAAACAUAGAAGCCGAGAAGGGUACUGAAUUAGAAAGUAUCGACAAAUCCGGAGAAGAUCUUGUAGUGGCAGCUCUAAGACCUUACGGAGCUCCGGAACCGCCAGACGACGACCACUCAAAGGUCGUCCCAGACGUGUUUCAAAAGCUCUUCGGAAACUUCACAACUUACAAUAAACACGCAACAACAACAGAUGUAUCACUAAUAGACCACUUUUUAAACGUAGAGCAUAGUUAUGACAAUGAGACUCAAAGAAUGUUAGUGGAAGGACUGAACACGGAAAAAGAUAGUGUAAAUGAAACAGUGAGUGAUAGCGAUAAUGUGACAGUAUCAAAACCAAGUAUUUUCGAAGAUGUAGUGACUAAAUUUCUUAGACUAAUUGAGACUCAACAUUUGUUAGGCGAAAAUUGUACAGCUGGUACACAUUUAAAUUUAGGUGAAGGUGUAGUGGACAGAUAUGCUCAAGAAAGAUUUAGGAUAGAAGCGGACGUCGCUGUGAACAGAGCUAAUAUGUUAACUCGGUUGUGGAAGUAUGCUGGGCCUUCGGUGAUGCAUAAUGAAUAUUUGUUACAUGCUAGUGUGUUUUCUAUGGUGGAGUUUGAUGAUGAUAUUUUUGCCGCCGGCAAUUGUUAUGACCAGUACCAGUAUAAGGACUAUCAGCUAUUCUGCCCGUUCGCGUACAGAUUGCCGGAAGGACCGAUAUUGGCAAAGGAUCUCGCCGUGGAGUACAAAUAUUUGAGCAACACUUCAGAGUGGUUUUAUAUUGCGAGGAAGAACGCCGAGCGCGUUAUUCGGAACCACAAUCAGUUCAGGAGAGGCUACAACACCUACACGUACAACGACACCGCCCACACUGCGCGUGAGUUCGACGAAAUCCUCUCAGUGACAUAUGAAGACGGGAAAUGGUCGAAACCGUACUACGAUUGUGGUGGUGGCAACAUUUGGAUGUUAACCUACACCGUACCAUUUUUUGGCUACAAUAAUGGGACAUAUUUCUUCAAGGGAACCAGCGGCAUUGACAUAGAUCUUCGGAGGGUGGACAUUGACCAGUGUCCUCUUAAACCUGGUUCUACACAGCUGAACAUCUUCGCUGGCACCGACAAAUGCAAGAAGGCCACCACUGAGUGCGUUCCAGUGCCUGGUCUGGGUUUCCGCCGAGGUUCGUAUAGAUGCCUCUGCAAGCGAGGUUUCUACUUCCCCAACACUACAGCCGACAACCGAUACUACAACGGUAGCGACAUUGAAGAAGAGUAUGAAAAAUUUUUAUUAAACCAAAAGAAUCUCUACUCCAUAACGUUAGCCUUCGAGUGCCUGCCCUGCGCAGAAGGGUGCGAGGCCUGCGUGGACGGGUCACCGUGUGUGGCUGCCCUUAACUGGGUAGUUCGAACGACCAUCUUCGCCCUUGCAUGCCUGGUCAUCUCCUGUUUGCCGUUCAUUGUUUACUUCACUAUCAAAUAUGGACAUGUUAGGGUGGUUCGAGCAGCAAGUCCAGCCCUUCUUCGGGUCAUCGUCCUCGGAGCAUUGCUGAUCUACUGCACGACCUUGGUGAUGUACGGAAGACCGACCGUCCUAACAUGCACAGCCAGAGUCUGGUUGCGAGAGGUGGGGUUCUGCCUUACCUACGGCGCUUUGAUGUUGAAAACUUGGCGGAUAUCAGUGAUCUUCCAAGUGCGUUCAGCAAAAGCAGUUAAAAUCUCCGACAUGUAUCUACUAAGGCGUAUUGGCAUCAUCGUCGGAGUGGCUUGCGUGCUGCUCGCCAUAAGGACUCUAGUUGCUCCCCCGGCUGUCAUAGUUGGGCGAACCAAGGACGACCUAAAGGCGUACCUUUGUAAUACUGACUGGUGGGACCAUUCUUUUACUACGCUGGAAGUAAUAUUUCUGAUGUGGGGCAUCAGGCUUUGCAUCAUGGUGCGCAAGGCACCUUCGGAGUUCAACGAGAGUCGGUUCAUCUCCAUGGCGAUCUACAACGAAUUUCUGCUCUCUGUUUUUCUUAACAUUUCCAUGUAA